Lachancea thermotolerans CBS 6340 is the source of this 585-nucleotide messenger RNA. RefSeq names its product Rfu1p (gene RFU1). The record is from RefSeq and is a predicted model, not a curated record. Bases 1 to 585 code for a protein of 194 amino acids. Gene Ontology annotation, molecular function: K63-linked deubiquitinase activity. Gene Ontology annotation, biological process: protein K63-linked deubiquitination. Gene Ontology annotation, cellular component: endosome; membrane. The transcript has a single exon. Lineage: Eukaryota; Fungi; Ascomycota; Saccharomycetes; Saccharomycetales; Saccharomycetaceae.
AUGAAAUCUUGCCAUGAAUUGAGCGCAGCAGCGGCGGAUUAUCGGUUCAACCCGCGGGUGCCGGCAAAACUGUACUUGAAGACAUGUGUCAGCCUGCUCGAAGAAGCACAGGGGAGCUUCCAAUCUGGGCAAUUGGAGCGAGCAUACGUGAUGUACCUGCGGUAUUUGGACCUGUGUACGAAGAAACUACCUACGCAUCCACAGCUCUCCGCACGAGCCACGGGCGUGGACCUGGACGGGUUGGCGAAGGAAGAGUACCUUCAGCUUCUAAAGCUGGAGGUUCCAGCAAUCCUGAGGAUCACGGAAGACCUAAGGACGCAGCUGGAGAGAUCCUUUGCACAGCAUGCGCGGACGCUAGCGCGCAACGUGGCUGGCCCGCGGCCGGCCGCGAAAGACAAGGCCGAAAAAGUCGAACUGCCGACAACAUUUGACGAGAAUCGCUUCAGACGCUCUGUUGCGAAACUGCAGAGCCGUGGCGGCGGGAGCGCCGGAGGCGAUGGGAACGCGGGCCUCGCUCAGCGGAGUUCCGCCCUUACAUACCCAGAGCUGCCGCAGUUGAACCUUCCGUCUUAUGCUUCUUUCUAG